Messenger RNA from Wasmannia auropunctata (little fire ant), 1200 nucleotides. Its product is annotated as RNA-binding protein 7-like. The transcript has 2 exons. NCBI's taxonomy places the organism in Eukaryota, Metazoa, Arthropoda, Insecta, Hymenoptera, Formicidae. Bases 216 to 914 code for a protein of 232 amino acids. Gene Ontology annotation, molecular function: single-stranded RNA binding. Gene Ontology annotation, cellular component: nucleus. The record is from RefSeq and is a predicted model, not a curated record. Gene Ontology annotation, biological process: regulation of alternative mRNA splicing, via spliceosome.
ACUAGUUACCCGAACUAGCAGAGUUCAGAGUUGAAGAUGUUUUUGAGUUUUCUAAACACCAUUCUAACCUGAAUCUGAACCAGAGGAUCAUUCAUUUUUUUAAAGACAUACAGUUUCCACAGAAAUAGAAAAAAAAAGAAAGUGAAAAUAAAGCGACAUUGACUCUUAUAAAUAAGAGAUUCGUUAGAGAAAUAGAAAUCCAAAUUUUGCUAAGAAUGGACGAGGAUGCGCGCACGCUCUAUUGUGGAAAUCUAAGUGAGAAGGUCACAGACGAUAUUCUCUAUGAAUUAUUCUUGCAAGGAGGUCCUGUACAAAAAGUAACCAUUCCCAAAGAUCGCGAUGGCAAGCAAAGAAGUUACGGUUUCAUCACGUACAAACACCUGAAUUCCGUGGAGUAUGCCUUGGGUCUAUUUGACGAUACAAUGCUGUACAAUCGUACUCUUAAAAUGAGACUGAGAAACAAUACGGAGCCCCAGCAGGCGGAACAGUUCUUAAAUCCUGUCCGCAAUAUGAAUCAUAUGUUGGAAUUGGGUCAGCAAAUGAUCCUAGGAAUUUAUCCGCCGCAGACUAGUAGCGGCAAUGCCAUGCUUGGUAUGAAUAUUUCGCAGGAUGCCCUGGCAUAUCCAAGACAGUUGGAUAUAAAUUCUGGCAACGACGACAGAAGAAGGAAUCAUCCUUAUCAGAGGAAUAGAGAUAGAAAACAAGAGAGAGACAGAGAUAGAAAUCAAGAAAGAGACAGAAAUCGGGAGAGAAAUAGAGAUAGAGAGAGGGAGAAGGAUAACGGAAGAAACAGAGAACGAAAUCAUAGUGAUCAUUAUAGAGAUGAAAGGGCAUAUUAUAAUAGAGAUAAUAAUUAUCGUUCCGGUGACCACUUUCGACAUAAUGAUAAUAGAAAAAGAUGGACUUAUCACUGAUAACAAUUAUUUAUUUACGAUUAGUCGUUGUUAAAAUUAAACUUUCAGGUUUUUUUCUAAAUCACAGAAAAUAAGCAGAUUUAAUUAUCAAUUUAAUUUUUACUUUGUGCUUAUUCUGUAACAAAUGUUCAUUGAUAUCCUUAUUUUGUUAUCAACACAAUUUUCACGAUUAUAUAUGUUAUUAGGGAUAAGCAUAUUUAAAUUUUGUAAUAUACAUAUACAGACAGAAUACAUAUAUAUUACAAGACAAAAAAGCACGUAAUUACAAGCUUAUGUAGAACUUCAA